Messenger RNA from Charadrius vociferus (killdeer), 1112 nucleotides. Its product is annotated as epithelial discoidin domain-containing receptor 1-like. The transcript has 7 exons. NCBI's taxonomy places the organism in Eukaryota, Metazoa, Chordata, Aves, Charadriiformes, Charadriidae. The record is from RefSeq and is a predicted model, not a curated record. The annotation marks the transcript as partial.
GUUGGGUCGCAGCGAUGGGGACGGCGCCUGGUGUCCCGCGGGUCCCGUCUUCCCAGAGGAGGAGGAGUUCCUGGAGGUGGACCUGGGUCGGCUGCACGUGGUGACACUGGUGGGGACACAGGGACGUCACGCCGGUGGCCACGGCAGAGAGUUUGCCCACGCCUACCGGCUACGCUACAGCCGUGACCGCCACCGCUGGCUGCGCUGGCGGGACCGAUGGGGCGCUGAGGUGAUCGGGGGCAACGAGGACCCCGAGGGGGUGGUGCUGAAGGACCUGGCGCCCCCUCCGGUGGCGCGGGCACUGCGCGUCUACCCCCGGGCCCCCCGCGCCAUGAGCGUCUGCCUGCGCCUGGAGCUCUACGGCUGCCCAUGGGACGCUGGGCUCCUGUCCUACACGGCGCCACGGGGACAGGUGAUGGCCCUGGACCCGGCGCCCGUUGUCCUCAAUGACUCCACCUACGAUGGAUACAGCGUUGGCCCGCUGCAGUUUGGGGGACUGGGCCAACUGGCGGACGGGGUGCUGGGACUGGACGAUUUCAUGAGGAGCCGUGAACGACGUCUUUGGCCGGGCUACGACUACGUGGGGUGGCGUCGCCCCCCCGGCCCCCGGCCCCACGUGGAGCUGGAGUUCGAGUUUGAGGGUCUCCGAGCCUUCCGCGCCAUGCAGGUGCCCCAGGAUGUGGUGGAGGAGGCGGUGGGAGCCAGUGGGUGGCCACCAGUUGCCCCCCCUGAGCCCUCGGGGCAGGUCAUGGCCGUCCUGGAGGACUCGUGGCACAGGGAUGUGGCUACCAACCUCACCCCCCCGGCCGAUCACAGCCACACCUCCAUCCUGAUUGGCUGCCUGGUGGCCAUCAUCCUGCUCCUAUUGGGCGUCAUCUUCCUCAUCCUCUGGCGGCAGUACUGGAAGAAGAUACUGGGGAAGGCACAGCGCCGGCCUUCGGAGGACGAGCUGCGGGUGCAGCUCUCGGUGCCGGGUGACACCAUCGUCAUCAACAACGCGACGGGGGCAACACGGGGCCCCCCCCGCUACGAGCGCAUCCCCCCGGGUCAGGGCGAGUACCAGGAGCCCACACGGCCACGGCCAUCGCUGCCCCCCGUCCCCCCCGGAGCCG